UACUCCAGGGACAUACGCUGGCAUCUCCAACAAGUGUUCAUGGGAAGCUGCCUCAAUACAUGUUUUCUGGUCACAGCCACAGCCGUUCUCAUGGCAUACUUCAGGUUUUCCAGAUGACCAUCUCCAACAGCCAACGAGCACACCUGAUCGUCCCAGGGCAUUCAUGUUCAUGGGCAUACAUCAGAAUGUCCAGGUGGCAUUCUUGGGCAGCACAAGCCCAUGCCCUUUCAUCCCAGGGACGGCUACUAUGCAUACUUCAGAGCACACGUACUGGUAGAGACAAUUAUUUAUGCUUUUGGAGUGACAGUCCCAUGAGCGAUAAGGAUGUUCCUUAAACUAAAAUCAGAUAUUUCGCAGCUCUGCUGUUUGACGUUAAAGCAAUCAGAGCUGAAGAUCCUCGGCGGCACUGACAUGCAGCUCAUUUUUUGCCAGUUGAAUUCUUUGGUUCGGAACUUCAAAAGGGGGCGACAAUGGCUGCAAACAUGAACGUAUCAGCUGCAGUAAAUGCCACACUUGUGAAUGUCGAUGUCUUAAUCAUUGGGGCGGGAGCCGCUGGUUUGACGGCAGCCUAUGAUCUCAAACGAAGUUCCGACAACAGUUUUCGGAUCUUGGAAGCAUCCUCGGUCAUCGGAGGACGGCUCAAGAAGAUGCCAACAGGUUUCGCAGACUUUCCAAUCGAUAUUGGCGGUGAAUGGAUUCAUGAUGAACCAACGGUGCUUGAAAACAUCACCGGUGUAGAGGUUGAAGUCGAAACUAUACCUUAUGUCGACAGUUAUGUUGAGUGGGAGGAUGGAGAAUGGUACUCGUACGGAUACUAUACUGAGGACUACAAGUUUGUCAACUACACGUGGUUUGACUUGUUCAAUGACUACAUGGCUCCCGACGUCCUCGAUCACGUGGACUUUGACUGUCAAGUGGAAUUUAUCGAUUGGUCCACAAUUCCAGUCGAAGUGAGCUGUUCUGAUGGCCUCCGGUAUUUCACUGCCAAUCAUGUCAUUGUCACUGUACCGAUGUCGGUACUCCAGAGUGAUGACAUUUAUUUUGAGCCAGCUCUUCCCGUAGAGACGCAGGUGGCCAUUGACAAGUAUGACUUCAUGUCUGGUAUGAAGGUGUUCAUGAAAUAUGGGGAAAGGUUCUACCGGGAGGCCUUUGAGUUUGCUUCCGACUAUCCGUACGAUGAAGAUUGGAUCAAUGGCAGUUCUCGCUACUUUUACUCGGCUACGUUUGGUCAAGACACUGAUCUCAACAUACUCGGAAGUUUUUCAGUUGGUGACACAUACGAGCCAUUUGUCAAUCUCACGAAUGAACAGAUCUUUGCCUCCAUCAAUACUCAACUCGACUCUGUUUACGAAGGACAAGCGUCAGAAUACUUUGUAGAGGGAUAUGUUCAAGACUGGAACGACCAACCCUAUAUCCGUGGCUCGUAUACUCACUUGGACGAGACUCCGGACGAGUGGGAUGCAAUCGAAGAACUGCGGUUGCCGCUGGAGGAUCGGAUUUUCUUUGCAGGAGAAGCGAUACCUCCCUACACCUACCAAUUUGGAAAUGUCCAUGGCGCAGCCUACUCUGGAAGAGCCGCUGCUGAGAAGAUCAUGGAUCUCCUUGGCCAAGCAGAUGCCGAUUUGGACGCGUCAAUCAGCCGAACAAAAUCUGGUGAGGCUUUGGAGCACAGCGAGAAAACCCAUGGCAGUCCAUCACUAAGUUCGUCCUCGAGAAGAACGUUUGUCAGCCAUCCCGUGGUAAGCUUUUGCUUGACCAUGUUUGCCUCAUACUUGGUGUGAAAAGCAUCUUGUUUGUGUGACAUGCCGCUGCGAUAACGGUAGCAUGUAUAGCCAGACCCCAUUUACCUUGAACCUGCAUUCCAUCUUUGCCCCUUCCUAGUUCUCGACUGUUUCCCUCCCUCUGAGGCUGCUUGGAUCUACACCUCUACCGUAGCUAGUCAAGUCGCCCUUCCAGAUUCUAUAGAUUCCAGAUGAUUGGCUCUUCUCCAUGUGUAAAGCGGGGCAUUCGGCAUUCUAACCGUUCUGCGCAGCUUACAAGGCUCUCAACUUUUAGCUUUCGAUCGAGUCCGAGGCAGGGCACUGACCGAACAAGCAUCCUUCAGUUCAAAGCGGUGCUUGAUCUAAACCUGAUAAUAUGCAUCUCUGGUACCGGUACGGUGCAAAAGGAGACUGUUUUGCCCUACCA
Messenger RNA from Seminavis robusta, 2187 nucleotides. NCBI's taxonomy places the organism in Eukaryota, Bacillariophyta, Bacillariophyceae, Naviculales, Naviculaceae. The record is from the annotation of a GenBank genome assembly.